Oryzias latipes (Japanese medaka) is the source of this 2180-nucleotide messenger RNA. Its product is annotated as leukotriene B4 receptor 1. The record is from RefSeq and is a predicted model, not a curated record. Gene Ontology annotation, biological process: calcium-mediated signaling; G protein-coupled receptor signaling pathway; immune response. Gene Ontology annotation, cellular component: membrane; external side of plasma membrane. Gene Ontology annotation, molecular function: C-C chemokine binding; C-C chemokine receptor activity. NCBI's taxonomy places the organism in Eukaryota, Metazoa, Chordata, Actinopteri, Beloniformes, Adrianichthyidae.
AUUUGCUGUUGUGUUUCAGUAUUUAUUCAUUUGUACUGGGAUUUGUUGUUGCUGUAUCUUAAAUGUAAGCGUGUCUUGGCCACCGUACUUUCAGCUUAAAAUCAAUCUUUACACCGGAAUCCUUGCCUUAUUUUUUGAACUACACAAUUUCUUGAAAUUAUUGAGUUUGAAUUCAGAUGCUCAUUUUUCUGCAUGAUCCCUGUGGUCAAAAUGGUCAUGAGCGAGUCAAGGUUAGUCUCAUAACAGCGUGUGGAGCAAUGCUGUAUUCCUGUGUGGUCUGAGCAUAAACGAGAAGUGAAGACUUCCCUUUGAAUACAUCUGUUUUUCUUGUCAUCCAGACACCACAGUCAGCAUUUAAACUUGCAGCAUGAGCAUCUCUGAAGAGUACGUUCCCUCAGAGACAAUGGCCACUAGGGAGUUGGAUGGUGGAACUGUGGGGGCUUGUGUGAUCUUGGGUUUAUCCUUCUUGGUCGGGGCUCCUGGGAAUAUGUUUGUGAUCUGGACAAUCCUGAGGCACGUUAAGCAGCGCUCUCACACCGUGGUGACCAUCCUGCACCUGGCUGCUGCAGACUUGCUGGUCCUCGUCACUCUGCCUCUGUGGAUCUACUCUUUGGCGCGCUCUUGGGUCUUCGGGGAAGCCUGUUGCAAAGCCAUGGUGUUUGUGAUCAACGCCUGUAUGUACAGCAGUGUUUUCAUUAUAACGCUUAUGAGUGUGGAGCGUUUUAUUGCUGUGCGUUACCCUUUUGCAUCAGCUAACUGGAAGAGAAAACAAGCUUUGAACAAAGUUCUUCUGGCUGUUUGGACUGUAUCGUUCUUGUUCAGCAUACCUGUCAUCCCAACUCAGAUAGUUGAUAAUGAUUUUGGACAGGAGCAGUGUUUGUACCGCUCUUACACCUCCACAGCUCAAGAGCUUGUGUGUCUUCUGCUAGAAACAGUGUUGGGUUACAUCUUACCCUUCUCCAUCCUUGUGAUCUGCUAUGGCUGCCUCUGCAGCCGCAUCACUCAGAUGACUUUCAGGUCAAAACGCAAGUCCACCGUGGUGAUUGGCAGCAUCGUGAUUGCCUUUGCUAUCUGUUGGACUCCCUUUCACAUUGGGAAUGUUCUCUCGCUUGUUAUCCUGGCCAUCCAAGAUUCCUACCAAGAUGCAGCACAGAAUCUGGAGAGCAUCAGGAAUACCAUGGCAACCAUCGCAGGAGCCUUGGUCUUCGUUAGCAGCACAAUCAACCCCAUCCUCUACAUGUUUGCAGCUCGCUCAUUCAGAGAAUCCCUGCGUGAAACUGGCAUCCAGAAGCUCUUCCGCCACAUCUCCAGCACCUCCCCAGGUGAAGGCACCAGGGAGGUGUCUUUUGUGGCCAAGAAGCACAGCAAUCAGUCUGAAACCUCACAGUGUGUGUCUGAUUCUAAUGUCCAAAUGGAUGUUUUGUUGAAAAUGUGCGAAGAUACACCAUCCUGAUGCUGAAAUGAAGUGUUCUUGGUGUACUUUUUGUGACAAAAUAUUUAUUUUAUGAUAUUCUUGCUCAGUGUCUCUAAUUUCCUAUUUAAACCAAAGCUGUUCUUUUUUUUUUUUUGAAGAUUUAGAGUUUCAUUAAUGUCAAAAAAGUGUGUUACUCUCAUUACGUGUAAUUUUGAGAUGUUUUGUUGCUUGUGGAUAAAGUGCUCAUUUUUCUGUCAUUCUUUACCACUUCUCAUUUUCCACACUUAUGUGGCAAUGACUUUUUCUUGCUUAACUUGUCUGUUCUACACCCCAUAAAUCUGUGAAUGUGUUGACUAUCUUUGCACUAAGAAAAUCCAAGUUUGUUCACUUUAUUUUUUUAUGUAAAUCAAACCAAUAGGAUAAAAUCCCAUUUUAUUCACCUAAAGUUGUCUUGUUGCAGUAGAACAAAACUCAAGCUUUCAACUUCCUCUCGAUAUAAAGAUUGCAAAAAAAAAAAAAAGACAAAUUUCCGUCAUGGGGCUACAAAAAGAGGAAUCGAGCCCUUGUUUCUGUCAAUGUCUUCUAACCUUUAGCAGAGUAGAAUGAGGUCAUUGUUCUUCUUGGACUUUUAUUCAACUAUGUAAAUACAAACAUAUUUAUAAUAUAUAUGUUAUUUUUGAUCAGUUAAUUGGGCCAACACUAUUCUGUGAAAAAUGGUGCUGCGACUUAUAUUAAAAUGAAUAAAAAUUGCUUACCUAAGAGAAAA